GCAGGCAGGGCGACAAGAAUAGAGGCAGAGACGACACACAAAGGAGUUGCGACUGCCUAUUAAGGUGUUUGGGGUGGCAGCGACACUCUCUGCUCACAGUCCUAUCUCCAGCUAAAAUGCCUUUCUUGGGGAAGGACUGGAGGUCACCAGGAUGGAGCUGGACAAAGACAGAACAUGGCUGGAAGAGGAUCAUCUUCUAUGGACAUGAGUUGGAGGACAACAACAGAGAGAUAGACUUGAAAGAGCUCUGCUGUGACAACAAAGAAAAUCUGUUUGUUGGAGAUGUAUGUGAGCUCACCACCACAAAAAGGAAAAAGGACUUCUACAACAACAACACCAAAUCUCAAUUCGUUUUCAGGGAUAAAUGGAUCUACGUGCAGAAAGGGAGCACAAAAGAACGACAUGGAUACUGCACACUUGGUGAGGCGCUCAACCGUUUAGACUUUUCCAGUGCCAUUCAGGACUUGAGAAGAUUCAACUAUGUGGCAAAACUUUUCCAGCUAAUCGCCAGGUCUCAGCUGACGUCCUUGAGUGGAGCAGCCCAGAAAAACUAUUUCAAUAUACUUGAGAAGAUUGUACGAAAAGUCGUAGAGGACCACUACAAUCCGCGCCUUGUCAAGGAGCUGCUGCAGGACCUGAGCUCAACACUGCACAGUCUGACUAUUCAUGUUGGCAGGUGUGUGCUCGUGGGCAACGUCAACAUCUGGUUGUGCCGACUGGAGACCAUUCUCAAAUGGCAACAACAGCUCAACAACCUGCAGAUCCCAAAGCAAAUGUGCAAUGGUAAGUCAUUCAACGACUUACCGCUACUCAUGCACAAUAAGAUCCUCUACAACCUAUCUGAUGCCCAUGACAUCAUUAACCUGGGACAGGCCUCGCCCACUCUGCACAUCCUCAGUGAGAACAGGACGCUGUGGAAGAACCUGUGCCACUUUCACUUCGCAGACAAACAGUUCUGUAGGAAUUUAGUCCUAAGCAAGAGUGACAACGUGGACUGGAAACUGAUGUACUUCACCCUGCAGAAGCAUUACCCAAUGAAGGAGCAGUACGGCGACACCUUGCACUUCUGCAAACACUGUAGCAUUCUCUUCUGGAAGGAUCGCCACCUGGCAUUGUUAUUCAAGGACUGCGGCCACCCGUGCACGGCCAAUGAUCCAGACAGCUGUGUCAUGCCCAUCUCUCCGCAGCACUUUAUUGACCUCUUCAAAUUCUGAACCCUCAAGAGAAGCGUCUGUUUGCCCUCACCCCCAAACCAAGAGUAUGUACGAGACCUUGAUGUCUUUUAACCCAAAUACAAAGGGCUUCAACUGAAAAAAAAAAUACUUUUUUUACGUCUUCUGUAUUAUGUUUCCAUAAUACAUAGAAAAGAAUAAAUGUAUAUUGUGUAUUGAUUUUGAGAAUGUUGGUAUUGGGCAAAAUAUAAAAGAAACUUUUAUGUUUUCCUCCCUCUGCACAAAUGUUUGUCUUCUUAUUUGUUCUGUAAGAAAAAAUAAUAUGUAAAUGUUACAUAAAUGUAUAUGUAAAGGGGGUUGUAGCGUGUUUAUAUUAGGUAAGUGAUGAUAGGGAAAAAAAGUAUGGGUUUUUAAAGAAAAUGGCAAAAGGUGUCCGUUUACCGUUCGUCAGAAUAAACUGAUUAAUGUGUUUAUUGUUUAUUUAAUGGGUUUAAACUAUUCCUAUUUUUGGUCCGUUUUUCUUAUGGUGGUAUUUUUCUGCAAUAACUUAAUGCAUGUUAUGUUUGAGUCUCUGUUUACAAUCUGUAUGUUGUCCUUUGUGUGUACUUGCUGUGCUCUGUGUACUUUGAAGGCACUGACACUAAAAGAAAAUAAUGUAAAUCUCCUUUAGGCGUACACGUUUUUACAGUAUACUUAUGUCAGAACUGUCAAGCGACAGACAGGAAAUGUAAA
Scomber scombrus (Atlantic mackerel) is the source of this 1904-nucleotide messenger RNA. RefSeq names its product F-box protein 25 (gene fbxo25). Gene Ontology annotation, biological process: protein ubiquitination. The transcript has 11 exons. NCBI's taxonomy places the organism in Eukaryota, Metazoa, Chordata, Actinopteri, Scombriformes, Scombridae. Gene Ontology annotation, cellular component: nucleus; cytoplasm; SCF ubiquitin ligase complex. Gene Ontology annotation, molecular function: protein binding. The record is from RefSeq and is a predicted model, not a curated record. Bases 117 to 1214 code for a protein of 365 amino acids.